Messenger RNA from Symbiodinium sp. CCMP2592, 783 nucleotides. Lineage: Eukaryota; Dinophyceae; Suessiales; Symbiodiniaceae. The record is from the annotation of a GenBank genome assembly.
AUGUGGCCUCUUUUGAAGAUGGCACGACGGCUUCACAGCACUGACGUCAGACCGGGCCUCGUGUUGGUGAAGGGUGGGCGGAUCCUUGACGAGGUCGGCAAAGAGCUGACCCAGAAGCUCCUGGCCUACUCCUCGGUGGAGAUCAUGGCGGCAGGGCGCCAGGGAACAGCCCUGGCCCUGCAGGCCCUGGCUCGCCAUCCGGAUCCGGUGGAGUUCCUGAUCUCCUCAGCCACUGGCGAAGAGCUGGAGGGGGCAGGAUUGCAACCUGCAGGUGAGGAGCCAAAGCAGUCCUCAGCGAGAGUCGGCUUUCGGCUACAGCUCCAUAAGAGCAGCGAAGCACGCAAGGAGAAAGCAGGAUCAUUGCCGGAUCCGGUGAAAGUCUUGCAAGUCAGCCAGCGCAGUAACUCGGACUUCAUUCCGCUCGCCAAAGCUGUUGCGACGGAGCUUCGAUGGAUGCCAGCCGGAGAGGUCCUCGCAGUGGAGAGUCUUCUACUUGGGAAGGCAAAGAACAUCCACACGCGUGUCUACAACCUGGCCCAAGCUGUGGCAGUGGCAUCUGACUGGCAGGUGAACCAUGCAGCCACGGGUGCUCUCCGGCCAUUUCGCUGCAUCGCACAGGAGCGAAAGGUGGCGAUGAAGGUGGACGAUGCUCCUGAAGGAUCCGAAGGCCGACAGUUCGUCGAGCCGACUGCCUUGCGUUUGGUUCUGCUGGCGGACGGCCAGCCCCCACCCCGGCCCGAUGGCAGCGCUGGCGUUCGGCGUGCGCAGAGUACGGACGGCUGA